This is a messenger RNA of Xyrichtys novacula (pearly razorfish), 602 nucleotides long. The record is from the annotation of a GenBank genome assembly. NCBI's taxonomy places the organism in Eukaryota, Metazoa, Chordata, Actinopteri, Labriformes, Labridae.
AUGCUGGGGGUUCUUCACAGCCUUCUCCCCCCAGCAAACCUCAACCCUCCCAGCAGAACCCUCCUGCUUCACCUGCUGGUAGCAGCAGCCUUGACAAGUCACGGUCCACCAUCAACCCUCAUCCUCACACUACUUCCCCAUCAACAAGUGGAGGCAGGACAAGAAGAAAAAGAAAGCUUGAUGACAUUGAUGAAAGCACCCACAAAACCUGCAAUUGUCCUAAAAAAGAGAAGUCUGGGCACAGGUAGGAUAAUCUACAUCAGACAAAACAAAUCUGAAAACUUUAAAGGGUUGAUGGAACAUUUUUUGGUCUUUCUGCGUCAUAAUGAUUUAACUUUUUUGAUAAAAUUACAGCGAAAAAACUAGCACGCCAGUCCAUCUUCUGCAGCAGCCAGCAUGCAAAAAAUUAUGCCCAGACGAUCACACCCUUUGGAGACCACCAUGUUCAUCCUGUUCAGCAGAACACCAACAAUCAAGAGAGGAAGAGGAAGAGAGCUAGAUCAGGAAAUAGCUCUCAACAAACUGAUCUAAAAAGCCCCCCAACUGAGCACAACCUGACUCUUCAUCCAAGCUUGAGUCAGGUUGAAGACCAGGGCCAAUGA